AAGAACGUUUCUUCCUCCUCUAAUAUAUACGUCAUAUCAAUUCUGUCUUACGCUGCAAUUCCCAAAAAUCGAAAACCCUUAAAACCCUUGCUUGAAUUUAAAUCAAUCAAUAAACCAAUGGCAAUAUUAUCUGAAUACGAAGAAGAGGAUCAAAAUAAGCCGACGACUUCGUCUGUCAAAAAGGCGCAGUUUAGCGCCGUGCUUGAUCCGUCGGACCCGAUUGGAUUUCUGGAGAGGGUUUUUGAGUUUGUUGCAAGGGAGAGUGAUUUUUUCAAGAGCAAUUCGUUGGUGAAUGAUGUGAAUGCUGUGGUUCGGAUGGUGAAGGACAAAGUGGAAGCCGAGGAGAAGACAAGGAGGAAGGAAUUGAAAGCCAAAGAGAAUGAAAAGGCAGAGAAGGAAGCAAAGGAGGAGCCGCCAGCUGCUGAGGCGGUGCGAAAGGAAGAGGUGAAGGUAACGGUGGCUGAGAAGGAGGUGAAUGGGGAAAGUGAGACCAAAGAGGAUGAGAAAAAAGGGCAUCGAGCUCCUAACAAAGGAAACGGUUUGGACAUGGAUAACUAUUCUUGGGCUCAAUCAUUACAGGAGGUUAACAUCACUGUUCCUGUUCCUCCUGGAACAAAGUCAAGGUUCAUUACGUGUGAAAUAAAGAAGAAUUAUCUAAAAGUUGGGCUUAAAGGCCAAUCUCCUGUCAUCGAUGGGGAACUUUUUCAGCCUGUAAAGGUCGAGGACUGCUUCUGGAGCUUAGAGGAUCAAAAAUCCAUCUCUAUACUCCUAACAAAGCAGAACCAGAUGGAAUGGUGGAAAUAUUUAGUGAAGGGUGAGCCCGAGAUUGAUACCCAGAAAGUAGAACCUGAAAACAGCAAACUUUCGGACCUGGAUCCUGAAACCCGUACAACUGUGGAAAAAAUGAUGUUUGACCAACGACAGAAAUCCAUGGGCCUUCCGACAAGUGAUGAGAUGCAGAAACAAGAGAUUCUGAAGAAGUUUAUGGCUGAGCACCCAGAAAUGGACUUUUCAGGUGCAAAGAUCAAUUAACCAGGAUGAUAAUGUUUACUGGGGCACUCGUGUUACUUGUUUUGCCAUAUUCUGGGUGGAUAGAGUACAAUUCGUAUUAUCAUUAUGGCUUUCUGCUUGAAUUUUAGUGGGCUUUAUUUUUCUGAACUUUUUCUAGUAUCACAUGUGAAGGGUUGGUUUGUUUACUCUACCUAACUGAAAUUCAAGUAUUUUUGUUGUGGGUAUAAGAAGACGGGUGUUCUUUGCUAUU
Molecule: messenger RNA, 1261 nt
Organism: Olea europaea var. sylvestris
Lineage: Eukaryota; Viridiplantae; Streptophyta; Magnoliopsida; Lamiales; Oleaceae
Product: protein BOBBER 1-like
Exons: 6
Coding region: 118-1032 (304 amino acids)
Biological process (GO): protein folding
Cellular component (GO): cytoplasm
Source: RefSeq, a predicted model, not a curated record